AGUUUAUUCACACACAGAAUGUGUCGGACACGUCGAGCCCGUGCUCGUUCAUCGGUUGACUGUAGCUAAAUUAAGCUAGCCCGCCACCAAAAGUUGCUAUGUCCCAUCGCAACCAUGAUGUGGAUAAGUUUCUGUAUUCUAGCUUUGCUCCUGUCCAAAACUUCAGGCACGUCUUAUGUUAUAUCAGUUGAUGUGGGAAGACCAGAGAGAGUUCUGAAACACUUCUGGAGAAGCAGUGGUUUCUGCCCUCCCCUCCCUCAUUCCAAGGCCGAUCAGUUUGACCUCAGCGUUGACCAGAAGCUGAAUCUGGCCUAUCUGGGCUCAGUCCCUCAUGGGGGGAUCCAGCAGGUUAGGAUCCACUGGAUGUUGGAGCUUGUCACUUCACAAGAUAUUGGCGGAAAGCCCCACUAUAAUUUCACUAAACUGGAUGAGCUGAUAGAACUACUCUGGAUCAAUGGACUUCAGCCAGGUUUUGAACUGAUGGGCAGUGUUUCAAAAUAUUUCACUGACUUUGAGGACAAGUCUCAAGUUAUUGAGUGGAGAAACUUUGUUUAUCUCACAGCCAAGAGGUACAUCGAUAAAUAUGGACUGGCAAGUGUUUCUCGAUGGAACUUUGAAACAUGGAAUGAACCCAACAACCACGACUUUGAUAACGUCACCAUGUCAAUUCAGGGGUUUUUAAACUACUACGAUGCCUGUUCGGAGGGGCUGCGUGCUGCCAGCCGGCUCUUGAGGUUUGGAGGCCCGGGAGACUCUUGUCAUUCACCACCCCACUCUCCAUACUGCUGGGCCAUGCUGCAGCACUGCCACAACGGCUCCAACUUCUUCACCGGAGAGACGGGGGUCAGGAUUGAUUACAUCGCCCUGCACAAGAAGGGAGGAGGCUGCUCUUUGCCCAUCCUCCAGCAGGAGAUCCAGACGGUAGGGGAAAUCCAGGAGCGAUUUCCCAGGUUCCGCAGCCUUCCUGUUUACAAUGAUGAGGCGGAUCCUCUGGUGGGGUGGUCCAGGCCUCAGGAGUGGAGGGCUGAUGUGACCUACGCUGCGAUGGUGGUGAAGGUGAUAAGCCAGCAUCAGAAUCUGCUGCUUGCCAACCCAAAUAGCACCAUCAACUACACCCUCUUGAGCAAUGACAACGCCUUCCUCAGCUACCACCCGCACCCCUUCACCCAGCGCACGCUCACCGCCCGCUUCCAGGUCAACAACACCCAGCCCCCUCACGUCCAGCUGGUCAGGAAGCCCGUCCUCACCGUCAUGGGCCUGUUAGCUUUGCUAGGAGAGACCCAGGUUCUGGCUCGUGUCCUGAACUCGACCGGAGGGUACAACGACAACAACACCACCCUGGGAGUUCUGGCCAGCAGCCACGAGCCUGUAAUGUCCGGCGGCUCGGACAGCUGGCGGGCAGCGGUGCUGGUCUAUAACAGCGACGACAACAGCUCCUCCUGCACCAGCCACGACAACGUCACCGUGGCUGUGAACGGACUGGCUGGGCAGGAGGGUCUUCUGUAUGUCACAUACUACAUGGACAAUAAUGUAAGCAGUCCAUACCAGCUGUGGCAGAGCAUGGGCAGCCCAGACUACCCCACAGCCGAGCAGUUCAGACACCUCAGGAGUCUAGAGGACCCUCGCGUGGAUGGACCCUGGAGAGUUCCUCCAGGAGACACUCUAACCCUAAAAGUCAGGCUGUCCGUGCCCUCCGUUUUCCUCAUCCAUGUUUGUGCUCAGCCAAAAGCCGCGCCAGACCAGGUUAACGGGCUUCGCUUCAUCAGGAUCCACAAAGGCCAAGUUCUCAUUCUGUGGUCGGACCACUGUGUGGAUUCAAGAUGCAUCAAGACUUUCGAGGUAGAAUUCUCCUCAUAUGAGAAGCUGUUCAGCCGGAUAAAUAACCGGGACACAAUUUUUACUUCCUACGUCCAUUCACCAGUGGACCAGGAGGUGGGAGGUCUGUACCGGGUUCGGGCUGUGGACUACUGGGGAAGGCCAGGACCAUAUUCACUGCCGGAGAGGUAUUCCGAGGAGCAUUAA
Menidia menidia (Atlantic silverside) is the source of this 2022-nucleotide messenger RNA. The record is from the annotation of a GenBank genome assembly. Lineage: Eukaryota; Metazoa; Chordata; Actinopteri; Atheriniformes; Atherinopsidae.